This is a messenger RNA of Columba livia (rock pigeon), 1505 nucleotides long. RefSeq lists its product as uncharacterized. The record is from RefSeq and is a predicted model, not a curated record. Bases 681 to 1505 code for a protein of 274 amino acids. The transcript has 2 exons. NCBI's taxonomy places the organism in Eukaryota, Metazoa, Chordata, Aves, Columbiformes, Columbidae.
CCUGGCAAAGCUCAGCCCCUCCGAGGGGGAUCCAGGGCUGCUCGGGAUUCCUGAUGAGGGGACUGCUGGAGUGAGGUCUGGGGAACACGCGCUGUGUGACACCCCCUCGCGUCCCUUUUUCCUGUCUCUGCAUCACUCCAGUGCACAGAAGCACAGGCAACGGUCACAAACGUGUUCACUAUCACUCCAGUGCACAGAAGCACAGGCAAUGGUCACAAAUGUGUUCACUAUCACUCCAGUGCACAGAAGCACGGGCAAUGGUCACAAACAUGAUCACUGUGUGGCACAAGGUGCAGCCUGGUUCCCACACACAGCUCGGCUGCAUCGACUUGUGCCUUUUCCCCCAGAAAUAUAAUAUUUAAAGCAAAAAGCAUUUGUACCCACCACCCACCCAACCCCCUGAACCCUUUCCCUGCCCAGGAGGAGCUGGGGAGGCUCUUGGGCUGGGGCGGAACACUGGGAGCCCCAACAUUCCUUCCUGGGACACCCCAAAGAGUCCUUAGUUACCAACGGUCAGAGCGACCACGGUGCUCCCAGCAUACGGCUCCCGGUUUCCCCCGGUCCUGCGGCUGCUACAGCCAUUUGUGCUGGCCCAAAACUUCUUUCCCGCAGGUAAGAGCCCACCCCGACCCCUGCAGCCCGGGCGCUCAUGGGGACAAGAGCGGAGGCGAGCGCCGGCCAUGGCUCCUGUCUCUCUCGCAGGCUCAGCCCCGCUGUGCCCACCGACCAUGCAGCAGCAGCCCCUCCCUGCAGCCUGGGCGCCCCCCCAGGCCCCACCAGCAGGGCUGCUGAGGGCACCAUGUGGCUGCUACUUCGACCCCAGGGUGUUCCGCGUUCAAUGGAUGGUCCCAUAUAACCACCAGGGCACAGCGGUGGCCGCAGCCACUCCGGUGCUGCCACCUCACGUCUACCAGCAGCUUGUGAGACAAUUUGCACGUCUAACCAUCUCCAGCAAGGCCACCGCUGCAGGGACAACUCCAGCCGACCAUGCCCGCCCCAGCUGCUCGGCUGCACCAAAGAACAAAGCCACUGGGGACCCCAGAAGCCACGUUGCCAUCCCCAAGAAGACCAUCGUACAAGAUGCCCGACGCAAGAAAGAACUCAGCAGCAUCCCCAAGCCUGAUGAGACGGGGUGCAAACGCAGGCACGAACAGGGGCACAGCCCCGAGCCCCCCAGCAAGCGCAGCACAGGGACGGAGCUGCCGCAGUCCCAGGCUGCCCCGGCAGAGCAGCGGGGCCGCAAACGGGGCCAUGAAUGGGGGCACAGCCCCGAGUCUGAGUCCCCCAGCAAGCGCAGCGCAGACGUGGAGCUGCUGUGGUCCCAGGCUGCAACAGCAGAGCAGCGGGGCCGCAAACGGGGCCACGAACGGGGGCACAGCCCCGAGUCUGAGCCCCCGAGCAAGCGUAGGAUGGGGGUGGCGGGGGGGGUUAGACCAAGAGCAGGGGAUGGGAUUCCGGGCGGGGUGGGGGUUGGAGGGGUUUGGGAGGACGCGAUGCUACAUUAG